GUUCUUCCUGUCGGACCCAGCAGGGUAACAAAUAGCAGACAGCUGUAGGGAGGCGUGAGGAGGAUCCGGACACGGAGAGAUGUAAUUCUCAUAACAAAUUUAACGCGAGAAUAGCAUUAGCGGGUUUGAUUUCCCAGGGCUGUACUCGCUGAGCAAAGCACUUAAAGCAGACUUCCAAAUCCAGGUGCGUGAGCCCACGGAUGCGUAGACGCGAGGUUUCUGGGCACCGCGCGUACUGAGCCUUUUGAAAGCCAACGUGGGUAAAUGAGGUUUCAGGAAAGAGUAAUAAACACAGAAAUGGCAUGGCACGCCCAGUCUCCAAGUUUUUGCAAGAGUGAGAAAGCGCUGGGAUGGCGCCUAUUGCGCCUAGGAAUCCACAAGUGUCUCAUUCCCACCCUGCAGCAGUGAUGCAAAGAGGGCAAAUUACCCACGUAAGCGGGAGGGACCAAUGGGGGUGGAACCGUCUCCGGCCGCUGGGGCGACACAGAGCGCGCUCCUCAGAAACAAACCUUGCAUAAAUCACUGAGUUCGGAGCUCAGUGAGUUCAGAAGCUCCGAGCGCACCUCCGGCGCUUUGCGGGAGCUGGCUAAAGGCAGAGCAAGGACCGGACCCCGGGCAUCGACUGAGAGCUGCUCGGUGGGCAGGCGGGAAGGGCAGAGGGAAUUGCAGAGCAGGCGAACGCGCUCGGGGCAAAACACUCAAGUGCUCGGGAGCGCAGAGGCAAAGCCCCCGCCCCCGUGCGCACCGCGGACUCUGGGGCUGCACCCACAGCAUGCGCUUCUCCGGAAACGCGGUCGCGGAUCCAGCGGGCAACUCCAGCGCCUGGUGGGCUCUGACUGCAGAUGGUGCCAACAGUAGCCGCGAAGCGGAUGUGCCCAGAGAAGGCGACUGCCAGCCGCGGGACGUGCGCAAUGAGGAGCUGGCCAAGGUGGAGAUCGCUGUGCUGGCUGUGACUUUCGUGGUAGCGGUGCUGGGCAAUAGCAGCGUGCUGCUAGCUCUGCACCGCACGCCACGCAAGACGUCCCGCAUGCACCUCUUCAUCCGGCACCUCAGCCUGGCCGACUUGGCUGUCGCCUUCUUCCAGGUGUUGCCGCAGCUGUGCUGGGACGUCACCUACCGCUUCCGCGGGCCCGACUGGCUGUGCCGCGUGGUGAAGCACCUGCAGGUGUUCGCCAUGUUCGCGUCGGCCUACAUGCUGGUAGUCAUGACCGCCGACCGCUACAUCGCCGUGUGCCACCCGCUCAAGACUCUGCAGCAGCCCGCGCGCCGCUCGCGCCUCAUGAUCGCCGCCUCUUGGGUGCUGAGCUUCGUGCUGAGCACGCCGCAGUACUUCAUCUUCUCCAUGAUCGAGGUGGACAAUGUCACCAAGGCGCAGGACUGCUGGGCCACCUUCAUCCAGCCCUGGGGCAGCCGCGCCUACGUCACCUGGAUGACCAGCUGCGUCUUCGUUGCACCCGUGGUCAUCUUGGGUACCUGCUACGGCUUCAUCUGCUACCACAUCUGGCGCAACGUCCGCGGAAAGACCGCGUCGCGCCUGGGCGAAGGUGCAGCGGGCUCAGGGGGCGCCUUCCAUAAGGGCCUCUUGAUUGCGCCCUUCGUCAGCAGCGUGAAGACCAUUUCCCGCGCCAAGAUCCGCACCGUGAAAAUGACUUUCGUGAUUGUGACGGUUUAUAUCCUCUGCUGGGCGCCUUUCAUCAUCGUCCAGAUGUGGUCGGUCUGGGAUGAGAAGUUCGUCUGGACAGAUUCAGAAAACCCUACUACCACCAUCACUGCAUUACUGGCUUCCUUGAACAGUUGCUGCAACCCCUGGAUAUACAUGUUUUUUAGUGGCCAUCUCCUGCAAGACUGUGUCAAAAGCUUCCCAUGCUGCCAGAGUAUGAAGCAAAAAAUCAACAAAGAAGAUACUGACAGUAUGAGCCGAAGACAGACUUCUUAUUUCAACAAUCGAAGCCCAACAAACAGCACAGGCACAUGGAAGGAUUCACCUAAAUCUUCCAAGUCCAGCAAAUUCAUUCCUGUUUCUACCUGACUCCAGAUUCAUGCAGCUUGACUCUUGUGACUGACUUUAGUUAAUCCAACUAGAAAUUCUGAGAACAAAUGAACUAGGUGAGAUAGACAUGGUUCAGCUCAUUUUGUACAAGGCCUUGCUUCUAGUUCGAUUUUGCACAUUGCAAAAACCAAGCAGUGUGAUUAUUUUAUACCGAAUGUUAAUGACAUCACACUACACUGAAAUGUGUAGGCCCGAUUCCCAGAAAUAUGAGUUAUGUUUCUAAAGGAAAAAUCAUAACCCCUUUGACAUUAUAUUUUGCUGGUUUAUUUUUGUUUCUGACAUAAUCAAGCUUGACUGGUUUUCUGAACAAAAGGAGCUCAUCAUUUAGAGGAAGUUUGAGAGUAGUUGCAUUUUCAUCCAGCAAGUUAAUGUAUGCAUCAUAAAAGGAAGCCCCAAAUGGUGACCUAGAGAAUGGCACCAUGGAGAGGUAUGAGCUGGGACAUACUGAGCAGGAGGCAGCCAGUUCAGAAUGACAAAAAUAAGUUCUAUUACAAGCAAUAAGUCACUCUGAAAUUCAAAAUGAUAAAUAGCACCACUCUCCUUUAGGUUCCUCACGAUAUAUGGGCUCUAAAAUGUUGUAGCCAAACUAAUAAUAUGUUUUGCUCAUCAUAUCCUAAGAUUGUUUUAAAAUCAGAUUUGUUUGAGGAAUAUCAAGUUUUAGAGAAAAGUAAAGUAACCUAAACACUUGCCUUGCACAUUAUAAAUAUAUUUACCUUGUCAUAAGAUGACCUGUGUGAUGCUGGAUAUUAACAUGAUCAUUCUCCGCAUGUUUUGUGAAUCUAAUUUUAUACAUGAGAGUCUUCUUGAUAGUGACUAGGAAUAUAAAAUUUCCCCUUAUAUGUUUAUUUGGGAGAUCCUUCCAAUCUCCCAUCCACCUAGUAGUUUUAUAAUAGGGAAAAAUAGGAAUAGAGAUUAAGGGGAGGAAAGUAGAUGGACAGAGAAUCGCUCUGCACCUAGUCUGAGUUCCAUCAUUACUAAAUGCCUCACUUUGGACAAGCUACUAAAAACAUAUAAAGCCUCUGUUUCCUUGGCUGUGUAAUGGAGUUGGUAACACUCACCUCACUGACUUGUAAGGACAAAAUGAAAUUAAAUAUGUGGAAAGAUUCAUAAACUGUAAAAUGGUGUAUAUAUAUGCUAACAGUAGAUUUUAUUAUAUUCUUAGAAUCUCCAGAAUUGUACAGAUUUUUUUCUCACUUAUUUUUCAUUAACCAAAAGUGGUUGAUUUCAUGCCUGUUAUAUAAAAUCAUGUAAUUCAAAUAUAGACCUGCUGAAUUGUUACUGAAAGAUAUUGCCAGUAGCCCCUCGGCCUGACUUGCCUUGCUCAACUAAAAUUUUCCAGUGGGGAGAACUUGGUUUUCUUUGAGCAGGUAAACCAAAGCCAACUGAGAACAUCAGUUGCUUUCAUUUCUAAGCAGAGAUAAAUUACAACACUCCUAGCACUUUUUGUUAAUGGAACCUAUUGGUUUUUGUCUAUUUUGUCUGGCUCCUUCUUAGACAUCAUACUACAUUUGAGAAUAAAUAUUUUGCAUCUCUUAGAGGAAGAAAUAGUUACUUUUAGUAAUAGUACAGGGUUUGUUUUCUUGUUUGUUUGUUUUUUACACUUGGUAGAUAAGAAACUGUGAACUGAAUGGCACUGCAAUAAUCUGGAACCCUUGGCUUCACUCCUCUUCCGUCUCUUCCCCUUUUCCAACUUCUUAGUCCUUACACUCCCUAGGUUAAUAACCCAAAAAUAUUUUCAAAUAUUCUGCAGAAAGUAUCCCCUUAGGUUUUAACAUUCUUCUUUGUAAAAAUAAUAAAUAGGACAGGCAAUAUAUUUCAGUGAUGAGCCCUUGCCUAGAAUCCUUGAGGUCCUGGGUUCAAUUUCCAGCACAUAAAACAAACAAGUCACAGUAAAUAAAAAUUACAAGUACAUUUCUUAAAAGGCACUGUUCAACAUAAAUCAUCAAGUAAACGAAUCAUUUCUUUAUCUGAGUUAGAGUAGCACAACUGCAUGGUGUCUAAAGACUUAUGUAUUAGAACCAUAAUGAGCCCAUUUUUUCUAAAUUCAUUUUCAAGGUAAUAAUUUUUUGUGUCUAUAUGGAUAUUGUUUCAAAAAAAUUGGCAGGUGUCCCCAAAUCAGUUGCAUUUGCUCUUAUUUCUGGAAGCAUCUUUCAAAUAAAAUGUAAAUCAAAUUCCUCACUUUUUCUUCUUUUAGAUGCAUGAGGAGAUGAGAGAGUAUGAAAUAGGCUGGGAAGACACAAGAUUAUUUUCACAGCAGUCAAAUAGGUAGCCUUGUUUUGGGGAGGUGGGUGCACGGGGUUAGGCAGAGAAACUUAGUAUAUCUACUGCUAAACUUUCUUAAUGUUAUAUACCCUGAAAUGGCAUUUAUGUAACUCCAGUUUACAUCCCAAGUUGGAAUGCAGGCAAUGAGGAGGAUGUGUGCUGUGAAGAAAAAAGUUUCCCUUUUCUUGACUAAAGAAAAGACCUGAGUUUUGCCAAAUGAAGGCUCACAGUCAAGAGUGAAUCGUACUCUCUUAAUUUAUUUAAUAGGAUUGUCUGUGGGAAAAUCCUGCAAGUGCACAAUGCUAAUGUAUUUAUGUGAGUAUCAGAAAUGUGACUGAUAACAAAUCCACUGGUAAGGAGAAGCCGAUCUGUUGGCUAUUUGAUGAAUGCUAACUGAAAUGAAAAAGAAACAUUUGAAAGUACCUGUAACAUGUUUUGGGGAAAGAACUUGGGAACAUAUAUUUUUAAACUCUAAAACAACUUUGCUUUUUGUUUUGAAGGUUCACUUGGAACAAAAGUGCAGAGAAAAUUAGUGAAAUUAUUAUUAGUCAUUUAUACACUGGUCAAGUCUACAUAUAGACUCCUUCAAGAAAAGAUUACACCAUGAUUCAGAGAAGGGUGUGUUUUAAAGAAAAAAAAAAUACCAAGUAGUCUUUACAACAUGCAGAACUCUUACACUGACUGCAGUUUCUAGAAUAGACUACUAUUGGUGGUUAAAAAUACAACUUUUACUUGUUACUGCAUGUGUAACAUAAUCCAAUUAGAUUAAAAUUUUGUUUUCAGCCUCUAAGACAUGCAAUUUUAUAACUUUUUAGGCUUGUACAGCUUUAAUUAUGGCAUUACAGCUAAAACAGAUAUCAUCUAGGACAAAACUGAGCCUAAUCCUUCACUCUAACUAUCAGAGAUUAGGCUCCUAUUAACUUUCAUAAUUUGGGACAUUGUCGGUUAUCAUACUGGAGACAAAACUGUCAUUAGAAUAAGUCCAGGAUAAGCCCUCGGUGGAACAUCCUGGGAGUCCAGGAGUAGCCUCUGUAUCCUAGCUCUCGCCCUCCAUGCAACCCUAUCAGGGUCAUUCAGUGAUUGCCCUUAGAACAAUAAGUAACAGAGAAUAAUAAAUAUUAUAUAAUGAUCCUUGAUUAGAAUUUGACUUUAGCCAAUUUGAGCAAGAAUUUGAAGACUAUUCAGACAAAAGCUAGUUUCCAACACAUAUAUCACACAUAUAUCACUAAUUAUAGUUUUAUUCUAUACAUAGGCCUUUUGAAGCAUAAUGCUCUGAUACAAUUUUUAAGAACACUAAAUUAUUAUGACUGAAAAUGUGUUUUGUUAUCUUUAGCAUAUUGCCAUCAAAAUAUUAUUUUAUUAUAGCCAAUUUUUUAUACUGGGAAUUGAACUCAGGACCUUGUGCUUGCCAGGCAGACACUGUGCUACUGAGCUAUAUCCCUGUCCCUGUAGCUAAAAAUUAAAUUCCAUUGUUUUUGUGUUACUGUUUUGGCUUGGUUUUUGUUGGAGUUUCGUAUGCUGUUGCUAUUUUUAGAUAGUGCUAGGGAUGGAACCCAAGGCCUCACAAAUGUGAGGUCAACCACUAAGCUUUUUACAUUCAUAUAAAUAUAUAUUUUAUGUUCAUUUAUGUUCUAAAUAAACUAAAGAUUCAGGGUAAAUUAAAUAUUUUUGUUUUCCAGGAUCAAAUUAACAGAUUCAGAAAAAAAUUUAAUAAUAAAUCUGAUGAUUUCAGAAUUACUACCUUCCCACACAUAAAGGUAGUUGUUUUUGUAUCACAUUUCUGACUUAUAUAUAUGAUGCUUUAACUCGUUAGUGUAACAAACUUACUAAGAAUCGAUGUUGUAUAUUUAAUUACCACUUUUGAAAGUAUUUCUCAGAUGUUCUAUGUCCUCCACCUUAUUAUGCUAUGUAGAAGAAUUUCAGAAUUUUUUCUGGGCUGAUUAUAUGACUACAAUUUUGAACAGAUGGUGAAAUGUUUUGUGAUUAAAUUAAUAUUUGUUUCUUUAAAAAUGCCUUGUAUUAUGUGGAAGUAAAUGAUAUUUAUUGCACAUUUUUACUGUGUUAGCAUUAUUUCUAUAAAUAAAAACAAAUUUCAGAUUUGCUUGAAAUAA
Messenger RNA from Cavia porcellus (domestic guinea pig), 6423 nucleotides. RefSeq names its product arginine vasopressin receptor 1A (gene Avpr1a). The transcript has 2 exons. Bases 773 to 2029 code for a protein of 418 amino acids. The record is from RefSeq and is a predicted model, not a curated record. Gene Ontology annotation, cellular component: plasma membrane. Lineage: Eukaryota; Metazoa; Chordata; Mammalia; Rodentia; Caviidae. Gene Ontology annotation, biological process: regulation of systemic arterial blood pressure by vasopressin; G protein-coupled receptor signaling pathway; positive regulation of vasoconstriction. Gene Ontology annotation, molecular function: vasopressin receptor activity; peptide binding.